Messenger RNA from Hypomesus transpacificus, 1462 nucleotides. It is a transcript of the gene aqp7, whose product is annotated as aquaporin 7. Gene Ontology annotation, biological process: water transport; glycerol transmembrane transport. Bases 158 to 1084 code for a protein of 308 amino acids. Gene Ontology annotation, cellular component: plasma membrane; basolateral plasma membrane. NCBI's taxonomy places the organism in Eukaryota, Metazoa, Chordata, Actinopteri, Osmeriformes, Osmeridae. Gene Ontology annotation, molecular function: water channel activity; glycerol channel activity; urea transmembrane transporter activity. The record is from RefSeq and is a predicted model, not a curated record. The transcript has 6 exons.
UCCAUAGAAAUGAGUGGGGAUGCCAUCUUUAAAGAGCAGGCUUGCUGUGUCUACUUUAAAAGUCUAUGGUGAAAACCUACUAACGCUUCUAGACGUGAAGGACAUUUGGAAAAGGAAGAUAGAAAUAAGAAGACAACUGACAUGCUAAAUUGUAAGAAUGAAAGACUUGCAGAGGGCACCAAAAGACGAAGGAUCUGAAAAGCAUGGGAGUCACAGAGCACCAUGCAGGUUAAGGGUGAAUAAUAUAUUUGUUCGUGUGGGACUUGCAGAGACUCUCAGCACUUAUGUCAUGAUGGUAUUUGGCUUGGGCUCUGUAGCACAGGUAGUGACAGGACAAGGAGCGUUCGGGGAAUACCUCAGUAUCAACUUGGGGUUUGGCCUGGGCGUGGCUAUGGGAGUGCACAUUGGCGGGAGGAUCUCUGGAGCCCAUAUGAAUGCAGCUGUAUCAUUUACCAUGUGUUUAUUUGGCCGACUCAGUUGGAAGAUGCUGCCUCUGUACAUCCUCACUCAGUUCAUUGGUUCAUUCUUAGCAGCUGGAACUGUUUAUACUCUUUACUAUGAUGCCAUUUAUCACUAUUGUGAAGGGAAUUUUACUGUCACUGGACCCAAAGCCACAGCGGGGAUCUUUUCCACCUACCCAGCACAUUAUCUCUCAUUACAUGCUGGAUUCCUUGACCAAGUGUUGGGCACUGCCAUGCUGUUGCUGUGUCUGAUGGCUUUAUUGGACCAGAAGAACCAGCCAGCUUCUUCCGGUGGAGAACCUAUAGCAGUGGGGCUACUGGUACUCCUUGUAGGGAUCUCCCUGGGCAGUAACAGUGGCUAUGCCAUCAACCCCACUAGGGACCUCGGGCCCAGAAUCUUCACUGCGAUUGCAGGUUGGGGGCAAGAAGUAUUCAGGGCGGGUAAGGGUUGGUGGUGGGUACCUGUUGUAGCCCCACUAGUGGGUGGAGUAAUAGGUGCGGCCAUCUACAAAGUGUUUGUGGAACUGCAUCACCCUCCCAGCCAUAACCAGAGGGAGCUAGUGGAACAGGAAGAGGCUGCCCCUCUGAAGCAGAAGAGCAUUUGCACCGAAGUGUGUGUGUAAGAUUUUGUUUAGUGUGUGUGAAGAAACAGAAGAAUCCAGAAGAAACACUCCAAAACUAAUGAAGGAACACAAACAACAGGAGAGAAUGAGAUUUAAUGUCAUUGACAUAUGUCCUGGCAAUUCUCCUGUUUAAGCAUUUUUUUGUCUUUGAUCUAAUGUUGCAGAAAGACCUAAAACAGUAUGUAGUGAACCAACAUUUCCCUUAAAGCACAGCAAAGACCGUUACUUAACUACAAUAUAUGUAUUACAGACGCAAUGAAUAAAUCAAGAAGAGCAAAUAAUUUGGAUUGUGUUGAUGGGACUCGACCAAUGAUAAUCCAAUUCCCCAAGGCUACCUUACAAAUCUGUGGGAGCUCAUAGAAAAAAACAUGUGCCAAC